This is a messenger RNA of Meloidogyne enterolobii, 1290 nucleotides long. The record is from the annotation of a GenBank genome assembly. Lineage: Eukaryota; Metazoa; Nematoda; Chromadorea; Rhabditida; Meloidogynidae.
AUGGAAUUCGCUUUUUUACUUUAUUUUCUGAAUUAUUUUUAUAUCGAGCUAUUUAUCAAAGAAUUUCGAAUUCAAUUGGAAGAACAUUUAUUUUAUUUAGCACAUUUUCUAGUGCAAUGUUUGGAGCUAGUUGUGCUUUUUUACCUUCUUCAUUUAGCAUGGUCACUUUCAAUUUUUUGUACGGCUUUUAGUGCUUUAAUUGGUUGGCCAUUUUCUGCAAUUCUUGGAUUACCUAUUGUUAUAGAAAUGUUAAUAAUUAGAAAAAGAAAAUUGGCUUUAAAAUUUUUAUUUUAUUCAAUUAUUUUUGGAUUAUCAAUUUGUUUAUUACUUUUUAUUGUUGAUACACAUUUCUUUGGAAGGCCUGUUCUUGCACCUUUAAAUAUUAUUUUUUAUAAUAUAUUUUCGAGUAAUGGGCCAAAUCUUUAUGGAAAAGAACCAAUUUCUUUUUAUUUAAAAAAUUUGUUUUUAAAUUUUAAUAUUGCUUUUAUUUUGGCGAUUUUUGCAAUUCCAUUUUGUUUAUUAUUUUUAAUUAUUCAAAAAAUAAAUGAAGAAAAAUAUAAAAAAGAAGACAAAACAAUAUUAUUUAAAAAUUAUUUUGAAAGUAAUCCUUUAAAACAAUGGGAAAGAUUUAGACCUUUAAUUUUUCUUUCAAUGUCGGCAAUUGUUUGGAUGUUAAUUUUUAUGUUACAGCCACAUAAAGAGGAACGUUUUCUCUUUCCAAUUUAUCCACAUAUUUGUUUAUUGGCAGCUAUUUGUUUGGAUUGUUUGUAUAGAUUAUUAAAUAAAACAAAAUUCGCAACAACAUUUUGUAUUGCUAUUUUAAUUAUUUUUGUUGUUGCAAGUUUUUCACGUAUUGCUGCUUUACACAGAAAUUACUCUGGAUUGUUGGAUAUUUACAAAGAUUUUAAUAAUAAAAUAUCUUCUGAUAGAAAUUUGAUACAAAAUACAACAAAAAAAUUGCCAAUAAGAGUUUGUAUUGGAAAAGAAUGGCAUCGUUUUCCUUCUUCUUUCUUUUUGCCAGAAAGUGGAAGAAAUUUUAGUGAAGUAGAAAUGCGUUUUAUUCGCAGCGAAUUUCGGGCUCUUUUACCAGAUAUUUUCCCAAAAGGGUCAACAUUAUCAGAAAUUACAAGACAAAUACCAAUUCAUCAAAAUGAUGAAAAUAGGGAACAAUUAGAGAGAUAUGUGCCUUUAGAGUCUUGUAACUUUCUAAUUGAUUUGGUUGGAAUGGAACCGACAGAACUGGAACCAGAUUAUUCAAAAAUGGUGGGUAAAAUAAUAAUUAAAAAAUAA